AUGGGCCCUAAGAAGAAAGCCGACGCCCGUGGAGGAGGUCCCAAACCGGGCACCAAGCAAGCCAAAGCCGCCGCAGAGAAAACGGCGGCUGAAGCUGCAAAGAAAGCGCAGCCUCCACCAGAUGAGCAGAAGAAACCCUCUGUUAAGCAGGUUAUCGGUGGCGCAUCAUGGACCGGUAAACUACCGGUCAAUAUGAUCGCAGAGCAUUGUCAGAAGCAGAAGUGGGAGAAGCCCGAGUAUACAAUGACAAAAACACCAGAAGGUUAUAUGUCAGCGGUUAUAUUGAAACGUGUCGACCCCAAGACUCGCGAAGCAACUACCCUUCCUCCUAUGAAGCCUCCUCCGUCACACAAGCAUUUGGCUGCGCAACCUACGGCACUGGAAGCUCGUCACUUUGCUGCUGCGUUCGCUCUGUACCGGGUCUGCAACAUGAGGAAUAUUCAUAUGAUGCUUCCGCCGACCUAUAAGAAGCUCUGGAAAGAGGAUUUUGCUGAUAUCAAGACUGCCGAUACCAAAGAAGGCAAAGGGUGGAUGUACGAAGCAGACCCAUUUUUGGCUAAACAGGAGCGUGAAAGUGCCGCGGCCGAUUUGGAGAAAAAACGGAAAGAGCGAGAAAAAAAUCAGGCUAAGGCGAAGGAUCAAGCGGCGGUUGAAUUGGGCCUGGGGUCCAGCGGUGAUAAUAGAGGGAAAAGGAUCUGGUCGAACGCCCCGAAAGUGGAUCUGGGGAGUAAAGUGCGCAGAGAAAUUGAGAAUCUCUUGCAACAACAUGCGAUUUGGAAUCCUUAUAACGUGAAAAUUCCGGAAUCCGAGCGUAACUCCAUAAUCGAGGAGUUCACUCGCUUGGGCUUCCGGCGCAGCCAUGUAGAUGAGGCGAGUUCUGCAUGCAAAGACAGAGAAGAGGUGCUUGAGUGGCUUCUGAUCUAUGUUCCAGAGGAUGAUCUUCCAUCUUGGUGUCUACCUGAGUCAUACUCUGCUGGCGUGAGUCUAGCGAGUGAUGAUCUUGCAAGAGAGGCGAAGAUCAAGCGGCUGGCCACCAUUGGCUAUUCUGCGGACCUUUGCUCGCGGGCCCUGGACAGCAAGCAAGGUGAUGAGCUUGCAACUGCUGAAAUGUUACAAAACACAUUAGUGCAUGGAACGACUUCUUUUGCAGGCUCUAUAUCUGAUGAAGGUGAUGAUUCCUGGGCCGAAGAACAGGAGACUCUCGAAGCUAUCUUCGGGGAGCGUUAUAGUAAGGUAUCGCCUAAGGUGUGUGCGAUCAAGAGCGAGUCCUCAGACUUGCCCGAGUCAACUACAUUCCGCUUCCAAAGGCCCUCAAAUCAUUAUCCAUCCUCAGUGCCGAUUAUUUCGAUACAAGCGAAAGGAAUCCCUUCUUAUAUACGACUUAGCGCGAUCCGUCAAGCAGUGAAACAUGCAGAGGAAAGCUUUUUGGGAGAGCCAAUGGUAUACAACUUGCUUGACUGGCUAGAGAUGCAUCUUCCGGAGGUCAUGCAAAAUCCGGGCAAGUUGCGAGAUAUUGCAACGGUCGCCGCAACAUCAUCUACCACUGGAGGUAACUUAGAACUUCCUGUGCGCCAAUCUCGCAAGAAGAAUAAGGAGAUUAGCUGGCAACCGGGCUCGCCUCAGAGUAUAUCUGUUCGAGAGGCCUGGCAGGCUAGACAGUCUACGCCGGCCCAACAGGACAUGACUCGAAAGCGAGAAUCACUUCCCGCUUGGAACAUUCAAGAUGCUAUCGUACGUGCAGUGAAUUCACAUCAGGUUACUAUCAUCUCUGGUGAGACAGGUAGCGGUAAAAGUACCCAGUCCGUUCAGUUCAUAUUGGAUGAUAUGAUUAGGCGAGACCUUGGUGGCAUUGCGAACAUUAUCUGUACGCAGCCACGUAGGAUCUCUGCUUUAGGUCUUGCGGAUCGUGUGAGCGAUGAGCGAUGCACCUCUGUAGGAGAGGAGGUUGGAUAUAUCAUUCGAGGUGACUCCAAGGUCAAAUCUGGGGCGACGAAGAUCACUUUUGUCACAACUGGUGUUUUGCUUCGUCGUAUACAGUCUGGAAGCGGUGCGGAUGGGAAUGUUGCAGGAUCCCUCGCAGAUGUCACACAUAUCGUAGUGGAUGAAGUUCAUGAACGGAGUCUUGAUACCGAUUUUCUGCUCGCCCUCCUACGGGAUGUUCUUCGGUACCGCAAAGAUAUUAAGGUCAUACUGAUGAGUGCAACGCUUGACGCAGAAAUCUUCACCAACUACUUUGGUGGCCGCCAAAAUGUUGGACUGGUGAAUAUUCCUGGGCGGACUUUUCCUGUGUCUGACUUUUACCUGGACGACAUCAUCCGUGACACGGGAUUUUCACCUGAGUUGGCUGAGCGGGACUUUGAGGAAGACUCUUCUCAGGGCGAAGAGUCACUUGGCAAGAUUCUUCGGAACAUGGGCAUGGGAAUCAAUUACGAGUUGAUCACGUCCACAGUCCGCUACAUUGACGCCCAGCUUGGAGAUCGACCUGGAGGGAUUCUCAUCUUCUUGCCCGGUACCAUGGAAAUUGAAAGGUGCCUUAACGCCGUGAAGAGAAUUCCUAAUGCCCAUCCACUUCCUCUGCAUGCAUCCCUUCUCCCAGCUGAGCAACGGCGUGUAUUCCUGAGUCCCCCGAAAGGAAAGAGAAAGGUUAUUGCAGCAACCAAUGUUGCUGAGACAUCAAUCACAAUCGAGGAUGUUGUCGCGGUUAUCGACACUGGCCGCGUCAAAGAAACGAGUUACGAUCCUAAAGACAACAUGGUCCGACUACAAGAAGUAUGGGCAUCACAAGCGGCAUGUAAGCAACGACGAGGACGUGCUGGUCGUGUUAGGGCUGGUGCAUGCUACAAGCUCUACACACGGCAGGCAGAGAAUAAAAUGGCACCUCGACCAGACCCAGAAAUCCGCCGGGUACCAUUGGAGCAAUUGUGCCUCUCCGUCAAGUCUAUGCAGGGCAUCAACGACGUCGCGACUUUCCUGGCGAAUACCAUCACUCCUCCUGAAAGCGUGGCCGUUGAAGGAGCCUUGGGCUUCCUUCAUCGUGUUGGAGCCCUGGACCAUGACAAAUUGACAGCCCUUGGACGAUACUUGUCGAUGAUCCCCGCCGACUUGCGAUGCGCCAAACUCAUGGUUUACGGUUCCAUCUUCAACUGUAUAGACCACUGCAUCACCAUCUCCGCAAUUCUAACAGUGAAGAGCCCCUUCGUCUCCCCCCGCGACAAGCGCGAGGAAGCAGACGCUGCCAAAUCAUCCUUCUCCCGCGGAGACGGCGACCUCCUCACCGAUCUCACAGCCUACCAACAAUGGUCAGAGCGCGUCAAGACCCAAGGAUACUGGCAGACGCAAUCAUGGUGCAGCGCCAACUUCCUCUCUCAUCAAACCCUCCGCGACAUCUCCUCCAACAAAGCCCAACUCCUCACCUCCCUCAAAGACGCCGGCCUCCUCCCAGUCGACUACUCCUCCGACCCCGCCGACCCGCGCUGGAACCGCAACGCAGGCAACCGAAGCCUCCUCCGAGCCCUAAUCGCCGGUGCCUUCCAACCCCAGAUCGCGCAGAUCUCCUUCCCGGACAAGAAGUUCAUGAGCUCCGUCACCGGAACCGUUGAAGUCGACCCAGACGCAAGAACGAUCAAAUACUUCAACCAGGAAAACGGCCGCGUCUUCAUCCACCCCAGCUCUCUCCUGUUCUCGGCCCAGAGCUACCCCGGUUCGGCAGCGUACCUAAGCUACUUCACCAAGAUGGCGACCAGCAAGGUCUUCAUUCGUGAUCUAACUCCGUUCAACGCCUACUCUCUCCUCCUCUUUUGCGGAUCCAUCGAUCUCGAUACGACGGGCCGGGGCCUUAUUGUUGACGGCUGGUUACGGCUCCGUGGGUGGGCGCGAAUCGGUGUGCUUGUUUCUCGCCUACGUAUGAUGGUGGAUGAGAUUAUUGCGGCGCGGAUUGAUAACCCUGCCUCUGGGCCUCUGUCUAUCGAAAAAGGGAGUGGUGAGAAGGAUGAUAUUGCGGGUCGGGUAAUUGAGGUUGUGAAGAGGUUGAUUGAAUUGAAUGGGUUGGAUCAAUAG
Molecule: messenger RNA, 4056 nt
Organism: Aspergillus nomiae NRRL 13137
Lineage: Eukaryota; Fungi; Ascomycota; Eurotiomycetes; Eurotiales; Aspergillaceae
Product: RNA helicase
Exons: 3
Coding region: 1-4056 (1351 amino acids)
Cellular component (GO): intracellular anatomical structure
Molecular function (GO): RNA binding; ATP binding; protein binding
Source: RefSeq, a predicted model, not a curated record